Bactrocera tryoni is the source of this 4388-nucleotide messenger RNA. RefSeq names its product defective chorion-1 protein, FC125 isoform. Bases 212 to 4315 code for a protein of 1367 amino acids. Gene Ontology annotation, molecular function: structural constituent of egg chorion. Lineage: Eukaryota; Metazoa; Arthropoda; Insecta; Diptera; Tephritidae. The record is from RefSeq and is a predicted model, not a curated record. Gene Ontology annotation, cellular component: extracellular region; egg chorion. Gene Ontology annotation, biological process: chorion-containing eggshell formation. The transcript has 6 exons.
CGUUGGCGAGCGUGUGCCGGUGUCCAGUGUCAGGUAUCUAGUGCAAUACAAACGGAUUAAUAAGCAAGUGAUACAAGUGAGACAAGACUAAAAGGAUAUUUAUAACUGCAGGAUAAAAGGAGAUUUAAUAUAAGACUACUGAAAAUACCAUCAGUGCGUGUGUGUGUUCAAAUUUUAAACGCGACCGAGUGAUCGUAAAUGCAUUGGAGCCAUGUUUUGGUGUAAACAUUUUGCGGUGCUGGCAUUUUUGCUGGCUUUAUCGGUGUCCUCAAAUGCAUCGUCCCAAGACAAAUCAACAACUGCAGCAGCGGAAACGACUCGAGAUGAGGACACAAUCGACUUGACGCCACCUGCAGACCUCACAACCGAAAAGGACGAAGAUGAACGCGGUGCAGACCAGAUCGUGGGCCAGUCUUUGUUUCCACCGAUCCUAGGACAGUCUAUCUUGCCAACACCAUUCAACUUGUUUAGUGCAAUGUUUCCGGCGUUGAACUCCUUACUACUAAUGGGUAACUUGUUCCCUGCCACGUCCCUUUUGGGCGCGCCCUCGUUAUUGGGUUCAACACAUCAAUUAGGAGCUGCAGCGAGCGAUGAGAUGCCAGCCGAUUCAAAGGUUGUUUUGGUGUUAGCUGAAGACCGUAAUCCUAAUGCUGCGAUGAGAGCAGCCCAUCAGGAAGCUGCACGAACAAUUCGGCAAAAUGAUAUGUUUAGUCAGUUCUUGGCUCAAUUCGGUCAAGCUGAUUUUGGGCAGAUGUUAGCGCAGUCAUUGGAACAAAUGCAACAACAGAACCCCAAUCAAUUGUUACAGCAGAAUGCUGGGCAGUUAUUACAGCAAUUUGUGCCGCAAGAUUUCUCUCAGACGAUGGGUCAACUUUUAUCGCAAACAUUUCAACAGUUCCCCGGUUUAGAUAUGUCACAGCUUCCAAUGUUAGGGCAGGCACCACCAUCCACCGAUCCUUCAGUAGGUUCAGCAUUGCCGGAAGCGGAAGGUGAAGCCGCUGCUUCUGCAGGCGGUGCUGCACCACAAGCGCCUACGGGCUUCCAAAUUCCAAAUUUUCAGUCAGCCUUCGAUGCAGGAACACAAUUAUUGGGUCAGGCUUUGCAACAACCAAAUAGUGAUUCAAGUUCUGGUUUCCAGUUGCCAAAUUUUCAAUCAGCUUUGGACGCAGGUACACAAAUGCUGGGCCAGGCCUUUCAACAAGCUAAUGCCGAUGUAGCUUCUGGUGGAUUUCAACUACCCAACUUUCAGUCUGUCAUAGAUACGAGUAACCAAAUGCUGAGCCAGGGAGGCAGCUUAUUUAAUCUUCGUCCGCUGCAAUCGCUAGAUCCAUCCACAUCUGCAUCAGAUGCAGAACCAGCAGCUUCACAGAUAUCUGAAGUUCGUGUCAAACCGGAUACCAUUUCCAUAGCUGACCAUGACCAGAAAAGGCAAAAGGAUGUGAAUAUGGAUGAAUUGAAAAUGACGUCGGCCUUACAAAAAGCUCUUCUAUAUAAGAAAUUACCAAUUUUGUGGUUCCGCAUUCCCGCUGAUUCAUCUGAAAAGGUUCAUGACCUUGGAAUGAAAGAACCCAAUGCAUCUAAAGUGAAAAAUGUCGAAGAAAAGCAACUACAAACAAAGUUGAAAGCGUUCCAACGCCAAGUUAUGACCGAAUUGAAGCUCCUACAGGACAUAGAACGUCAAGCUAAGGAAAUGCGUGCAGCGUCAUUGGGCUCAAAGUCGCAGAAUUUUAAAGAUGAUGCUAAUGCUAACACACAUACUAGUAUGUUGAGUAAGAUACCAAUUCAUAAGAUAACCCGCUCUGAUAUUGAGAAAGCUUUGAAUGACGAUUAUGUCAAAAAGCUUUUGCAUAAAGCCGCAAUUGCGAAUCGCAAAGAAGUUGGAAAGAUGCCCAUAUAUACGCCAAGUGGUAUAAAUAUCAAACGCCAAACCUCUAAGUCAAUGAUGGCUCCACGACAAAUGUCAAGAGAUGACAUUGUGCGCUUGAUGGCCUAUGCAUAUCGCAUGGCAAGUGAUAAUGGAAUUCGAAUGUUGGAAUCUUCAGAGAGUAAGAAGCCAUCAGGCGACCCGGAAUUAGAUGGUAAUCAAGCUUCCGGAGAUACUUCCAAAACAACAGAACGUAAGUGGCCAUCCGAUGCAAAGACGCCAAUGAAUAGACAGUGGCUGAAUGAAGAAAAUCGGAAUUCAGAUGCAAAAGCUUUUAAACAGGAUCCCCAGUUAAUGCAAAUGAGACAAAUGUGGGCGGAGCCAAAGCCACAAGUAGCAAUACAGCAGCCUAUGAUGAUGCAGCAGAUGCCAAUGAUGCAACAACAUGAGAUGCCUCAAAUGGUAGCGAAGCAAGCUCCAAUGGAAUUACAACACAUGCCGAUGUCAAUGAUGCAACAACAACAGAUGCCUCAGAUGGUAGCGCAGCAAGCUCCAAAGGAGAUGCAACAUAUACCGAUGCCAAUAAUGCAACAACCACAUAUGUCAGCCCCCCAAGCUCCAAUGGAGAUGCGACAGAUGUCAAGGACGAUGCAAGAGCCCCGGAUGGUAGCACAGCAAACACCUAUGGAACAAAUUCAAGAGCCACAGAUGCUAGCACAGCAGGCGCCAAUGCAGAUUCAACAGAUGCCGAUGCCAAUAAUGCAGCAACAGCAGAUGCCUCAGAUGGUAGCACAACAACUUCCAAUGGAGAUACAACAAAUGCCGAUGCCAAUGAUGCAACAACUACAGAUGCCUCAGAUGGUAGCACAACAAGUUCCAAUGGAGAUACAACAGAUGCCGAUGCCAAUGAUGCAACAACAGCAGAUGCCUCAGAUGCUAGCGCAGCAAGCUCCAAAUGAGAUGCAACAUAUACCGAUGCCUAUGAUGCAACAACCACAUAUGGAAGCCCAACAAGCUCCAAUGGAAAUGCGCCAGAUGUCAAGGACGAUGCAAGAGCCCCGGACGGUAGCGCAGCAAAUACCGAUGAUGAUGCAAAAUCCUCGGGUAGCGAUGCAGCAGCUGCCUAUGCUAAUGCAACACACGCCUAUGAUAUCGCAACAACCUCAGACCGAGGUAAUGCCGCAAAUGGGUACACAAGACGGUACCAUGAUGUUGCAACAAAUGUCGCCGGAUAUGCAACGGCACACCGAAGAACAAAACGUAGUCGGUGAGGCUACGCCACAAAUGUCUGAGAAUGCUGGAAAAGCUCGAUUUAAAGGCGGCUCCGCUUUUGAUGAAUUCGAUAUGCUUGGACUGGGUGGAGGCCAUGAUAAAGGGAAAAAACAAAAACAUGGAUCACAUUCUGGCUUGAGACCGACAAUUAUUAAUUACUAUUACAAUGCCGGGGGCCGUCCAUCGACUUAUAACACUGGUGGCUAUGGCGGUGGAAGUUCAGGCUAUGGCUCAAGCAGCAAACCCAGCUAUGGGGCGAGUUAUGGUAGCGGUGGUAGUGAAGGUUAUGGUACGCCUAACGCCUAUGCUGGAAAUGCACCAAGUUAUGGAAGCUACGGUGCAAGUGCCGGAGGAAGCUACAGUAGCGGAUCUUACAGAACUGCUGUUGGAGAUGAUGAAAUAAGAGCAAUGCUUCAGGAGCACUCACAAAUGAAAAUGAUGUCCGACAUAGACCGCAACCCCGUUAAUACCACAGUUGUGCCAAGUACAACAACUUACCAGGAAACGUCAUCGGCCACUGAAAACAUUAAUCAAAAACAACCAACAUCGCAGACGGAAACAUCUUCAAUUACUGAUAAGCCAAAAUCUACCACAACAACUACAAUAACAACGCCUACAACUUCGGCAACCACAACUUCGUCAAAGUUAACAAGCUCUAGUGUUAAUCCAGAAAGUUCAUCUUCUAUGGAUCCUGAAAAUGUAGGGUCGAUUUUCAGCUUCAGUCCGAAUAUCUUAACACCUUUUAUGGAGUUACAAUCUGUACCAUUAUAUGAAAGCGAUCCAUGGAAUCACAAAUCGUAUGAUUUGCACUAUCCUCUCUAUGUGGGUGGUGGAAGUUAUGAAGCAUAUUUAAAUAGCAAACGCUUAAAACGGAAUUCGCGUGGUUACACAAACAACAUACUCACACCCAGUAUUCUGGAUCAUUUCCUGAAAGUACGUGUGCAAUUUGAAAAGAGCUUUCCGGAGCUUUAUAAAAGCUUACGUGAUCAACAGCGCGCUCUUAAUUUGACCAGAGUAUUUGUGAAACCGCCCGUGAUACCUAAAACAGUGAUGUACCCACCAACAGAAUUGGGUGCUGCCGAAUUGUUACCAUCAGAUCUCAGCUCCAUUCAAAACAUUGAUCCCACUACUAAAAGCGAAGAUGUUACAGACUAUUUUUUAUUUGAUGAUGAUGAUUAGAAUAAUGUGUCCUUGAAAGUGGCCUACCAAAUAUUUGUAAUUGAGAAGUGUAAAAUAAAAUAAAAUAAUUAAA